This is a messenger RNA of Mytilus californianus (California mussel), 3433 nucleotides long. RefSeq names its product tetratricopeptide repeat protein 39C-like. Gene Ontology annotation, biological process: cilium assembly. The record is from RefSeq and is a predicted model, not a curated record. The coding region runs from base 77 to 1837 and encodes 586 amino acids. NCBI's taxonomy places the organism in Eukaryota, Metazoa, Mollusca, Bivalvia, Mytilida, Mytilidae. Gene Ontology annotation, molecular function: protein binding. The transcript has 14 exons.
GUAGUAAAUUAUGGACAUCGUUACAGAACAUGACCCUGAAAAAUAAACUUCCCAGCUGAUUAUACAAAUUUUCAAAAUGGCAGGAAGAUCUGAAAUGUCAGAUAUGACAGAUAUGGGUAGUUCGGAAUCAGAAAGUGUCCUUGGCCAGGAUGACUCUGAACUGGCGUUGUCGGGAAUAAGGAUGUUACUUAACAAUGGUUUUGAAGAGGCACAAGCACUUUUUGACAAAUACAAAAACGACAGUUCUUUGAUGCAUGCUGGCCACAGCUUUGUAUAUUUUAUGACAGCUUUAAUCUCAUUUGAAGACGAAAAGUUGGCAGAAGCAUUGAAAAAGUUAGAAGAAACAGAAAAGUUGUGUGACACAGAUUCUGGUAUCUUCAAAUCACUAAAAAAGAAAUUAAAAUCAAAAAAGAAAAAGGAGGGAGAACCAACAAUUAGUAUUGAAGAUAAAAUACAACGACAAGUCAUAGUGGCAGAUUCCAUUUUAUAUCAGGGGAUUUUAAUUUUCACAAAUCAGGACAUUUCAAGUUAUAUCAAAGGGGGUUGGUAUCUUCGUAAAGCAUACAAGAUUUAUGAAAAACUUCACAAAGAUGUUAAUCAGCUCAUUGCGGCUUCUAAAUUAAAACAGAGCAAGUCACAAAACAGUCUAACUAGUACAGGGUCAGCGGUCAGCUCAGAUGGACCAAUCGACAGCAAUGAUAAUGAACUCACACAGGAUGUCCUCUCACGUUUAUUAGGAGCUGUGAACUUUGGUUAUGGAACCUUUCAGUUGUGUAUAUCAAUGGUCCCACCUAAGAUUUUAAAACUGAUAGAAUUUCUAGGAUUUGAAGGUGAUAGAGAGGCUGGACUUGCCGCCUUAGAUUUUACUAAUCAUAGCAAGGAUAUGAAAGCUCCAUUGGCAACACUGGGGUUGCUAUGGUACCAUACAGUAUUACGACCUUUCUUUGCACUAGAUGGUGCUAAUGAAUAUGAUGCAGGUACACACGAUGCAGAAGUCAUCAUUGCAGAGAAAGAAUCGGAAUUUGAAAACUCAGCAUUAUUUUUGUUUUUCCGAGGUAGAAUACAACGAUUAAGGAAAAAGACAGAUGAGUCAUUAGAAUUAUACAGAAGAGCUUUGGAGGCAGCAAAAGGCCAGAAAGAACUUGAACUUAUGAAUUUGUAUGAAAUAGGUUGGUGUAAUAUCAUGAAACUAAACUGGAGAGACUCUCUAGGAGCAUUCACAAGAUUAAAGGAUGAGACUAAAUGGUCCAAGUGUUAUUAUACAUAUCUGAUGGGAGUAUCUCUUGGUGCUAUGGGGGAUGUUAAAGGUGCUAAAGACACCCUGAAAGAUGUCCCAGGACUGCUGAAAAAGAAAAAUAACCAGAUUGAGGCUUUUGUUUCUAGGAGGGCAGAAAAGAUGAAGAAGAACCCACCAACCCAAGAAAUAUGUCGACUGCUGAGUUUAGAACUUAUAUUCCUAUGGCAUGCUCUUCCUACUUGUACAGAGGCUGAACUAAAACCAUUUUUAGAUGUAUGUGAUAUGCAGACAGACAAAAAUGUAUUCCACUUAAAGUGUCUACUGGAGGGCGCUAUAUAUAAAGAAUUAGGUCAAGAUGAAUAUGCUUUACAAUGUUUAGAUGAAUCACUAGCCAGACACCAGGGUAUGAAGGAUGACAACCAUGUACCAGCCUUUGCUUUGUAUGAAAUAGCUUCCAUUAAAAUGAAAUCUCCAGAGACAAAAGGAAAAGCAAAAGAUCUCUUACAGAAAAUUAAGGAUAACUAUAAAGACUAUGACUUUGAGAAUAGACUAACUGUGAGAGUUAAUAAUGCUCUAAAACAGUUAAAAACUAGUGGAUAAGUAGGAUAGAUCUAAACACCAAAGAGAAAGAACUGAGAUUAUAAUAGUACACUGUCUCUAAUGUUGUUGAUAGUCAGUUCUACACACUGAAUCAAAAUUGUUAUGCUGUAAUUUAUUAUUUUUUAUGUUAGUGCUAGGCAUUGGUUCACAAGAGUUAUCUUUCUUAGAAGCAGGUUCUUCCUGUAUAAUUGUCAUGGAAAAUGUAAUAAUUUUUUAUCAAUUCUUGAUUUUUGGGGCAUUUAAAAUACAUAUAUAUACAAUCAAAGUUUACAGAAACUAUGAUGUAACUUUUGUACUUUGUCAGAAAAUUUUGUACCAGCCUUAUUCUAAGACACACUGAUGAAUUGAGUUAUCAUUAUUAUGAAUCAUAACAAUAUCAUUAAAGCCAACAGUUUUUUCAAGAUAUUGCAAAGAGACUGAACAAUUCUUCACAAUUAAGCUCAAUAUGAACUUUCUUGGGUAACACUUUAUGGUGAAAGAAAAACUAGUUUGAUUCAAAUUGGUGCAUGUUUUUCUGAUUUUAUUAUACAUCUUUGAAGGUCUGGAUGGGGAUAACAAUAUAGAAUAAUGGCAUUAAAAAUAAAGAAGAAGGGACUGUUCCACAAAAUUGGCACAGAUGAUUGAAAAAAUUGAAAAGGCUGCAUAUGCUUUGAAAAAACUGAAAGAAAAGGGAAAAAAGAUAUUAGCAGGAACCAAGUAGACCUGGCAGACUAUUCAAUUAAGGCCUGGGUCCCUAAAUUUUAGCUGAAAAUAUCCAAAACGCUUAUAUAUGUUAAUCUUUCAUAUUGUGGCAGGUUGGGCCCUAGAUGAGAAAUUUCAGUCUUUUCCCCUGAUAAACUGUACAUUUUUAUAUUCUGUAAUCAUUGUUAAUACAAUAAUGAAAACAAAUUUGAUGUCAGUGUGUAGUAACUACAUUUAGACUGUGAUUUGAUUUAUAAAUGUGAUACAUAGAUGUAGAAAUGGGGUUCAAAAGGUCAAAGAUCCUGGACCUGUUUAAUAUUGUGAAAGUUCAUUCCAAUAUUUGACAGUGAUUUGAUUUAUUUUUUGAAGAAAAAUAAUCGGGUAGGUUUAAAAUAUAUAUAAUUUAAAUUGUACUUCCUGUUUGAACAUGCCACUGAAAUUUGUCAUGUUUUAAUAUUGACAUGACUUUCAAGCAAUGUUAAGUUGAUCUCAAUAAAAACAUUGGUCGAUCACUGUUGUACAGUAGACGUGUUUACACUUGUAUGCAAAUUUGUCCGCCAUUACUUAAAAUCACACAAGUUCCCGUAAAAUCUGACAUCACAAUUUUAAAAAAAUGACGUCAUAAUUAAAAACUGAAUUGUUGCUUGACGUCAGAAGGUUAUUCGGUGGCAGAUCUAAGGACAUUCAGAGACAAAAUUCAGCUAAAUACCAAAAGUGUAAAUACGCUUAUACACUAAUUUGUAGUUUUAGGGAGCUACCAUUUGAUUGUUAUGUGGGGGGGGGGGGGGGGGGGGGGGGGGCUAGGAUGAAAAACGUUGUCUUGCAUUUUUUUUUAGUUGUAAUCUCUGUCCUGGCUUUUUAUUUUUCACUCUUUUCGGUCCUGCCUUUUUUUUUAGUUUAUCCUGACUUUUUUUU